Messenger RNA from Carassius auratus (goldfish), 2163 nucleotides. RefSeq names its product transmembrane and coiled-coil domains protein 1-like. The record is from RefSeq and is a predicted model, not a curated record. The coding region runs from base 715 to 1785 and encodes 356 amino acids. The transcript is spliced from 5 exons. Gene Ontology annotation, cellular component: endomembrane system. Lineage: Eukaryota; Metazoa; Chordata; Actinopteri; Cypriniformes; Cyprinidae.
GACACUGGGAAUAUAGAGGAAACUGUUAGGAUUGGCUGUUUCAAUGUUUGUGUGUCAGUUCAUCUUACUAUUUGUGUGUGGACCAUGUAUGACGCUAAAUACAUUUCUCUAGUAAAGCAUAACGAUUCGCUUUAAACGAAAGUGUGAGUGCAGCAUUUUGAUAACCAUUCUAAGGUCUUAUUUUGAGUCUCGGAUCAUACCGUGCCACGCGCAAUGACACUGCUUCCUACAAGCGUUGUGAGCGCGCCGCUGACGUCAUCGCGGGAGUGUUCCAUUCGGGAGAAAUUAACGGACAUCAGCACAAUUCUCUCUCAGCGCUCAUCAUGAUAAUCCUACAUUUAUGAGGGCCAAGCUGACUGAAGUGUCAAGAGGACAGCUUAUGCAGCAUUGAAGGCUGUUGUCUAUUUGCAGUUCUGGAUUUCUAGUUAGUUUUAUCCAUCACAGUAUCAUAUUUCUGUGUUGAGAAGACGACUGAACAGGAUGACUGGAACUGAAGCCAAUCCUGAACUUUGAACCGGUUGAGGCCAGGCUGGACUAAUGACGUGCAUGACUUUGCGCCAAACCACAGAUGCAUGUACGCUCUCAGAGUCCACCUGACUGCUGCCUACCUCUGCUUUCUGGCUUUUGAAACUGCCUAUCAGAGGGCUGGUGGAGGCGGGGCUUAGCUAAACCCCACCCCUGUGAUGACCCUCUGAGCGAGACUGGCGCCUCCUGAUGGACCAGGGUGGUAGCGAGCAGCCUGGAACAGAGGAGCCAGACUCUGGGGGUCGAGCAGAGAGGGAGGCGAGCAGGAGGGUGUCCGAGCCUGAUCAUGGCCUGUCCAAAAUUACUCACAAUGCCUUGGAGAACAUGGGCACACUGGGCCACGGUUUGAAGCACUUCUUCCAACCUCAGCGCAGACGCUCGUCUGUGUCGCCGCACGACUUCGCAUCUUCCUCCACAGGCCCCAUACUUGAGCCCCAAGAAGCGGGGCCAGAGUUGGGGGAAGUGCCUGCCUUGACAGUUGCCGCCCCUAACUCUGAACCCUACACUUCCGCCCCCCCUGCAGCUCUGAGCCGUGUGCUGCUGCAAAUUCGAGGCCCCCCCAUGAUGAAGAGAGGGACCAGCCUGCAGAGCCGCCGCAGCAAGGCAGGGGGGGGAGGGGAGGCCCCCCAGAAAGGCAGCCCCCAGAUCCACAGGCGCAGUACUCAGGAGACAUUGCUGCAGGUGGGACGGCCACGCUCCUCCUCCACCACUGAUACACCCAGCAGCCCAGCUUUUUCGGACAUGUUGCUGACCUCUGGCUACCACUCCACUGAGGAGGCUGAUCGGGAUCGUUUAGAGUUGUUGGGCCCUGCCAUGUCUCCCAAUGCUCUGUCAACCAGUUCAGACGGCGGUCAGUACGGUGUGGAUUCAGUGGAUGGAACUCCAGACCCUCAGCGCACCAAGCAGGCCAUCGCUCAGCUGCAGCAGAAGAUCCUCAAACUCACAGAGCAGAUUAAAAUCGAACAAACGGCAAGAGAUGACAAUGUAGCCGAGUACCUGAAGCUGGCCAACAAUGCAGACAAACAGCAGAGCGCUCGCAUCAAGCAAGUGUUUGAGAAGAAAAACCAGAAAUCUGCGCAGACCAUCCAGCAGCUGCAGAGGAAGCUAGAGCAUUACCACCGCAAGCUCAGAGAGGUGGAGCACAACGGAAUCCCACGCCAACCCAAAGAUGUCCUGCGAGACAUGCACCAGGGUCUGAAGGAUGUGGGUGCCAAGGUAAAGACUUUCUUUACAGUGUGCUGUGUUGAAGGUUGUGUUUAGGAUUGGUUGGAAUAGAUGCGUGCUGAUCUGAAAUGUUUUCAUUUAUUUAAGGGGAUCAAACUGGACUUUUUAAGUUAAUCAUAUGACUCAUGCAGUUUAGACCUUGUACUCUGUAUGCAAGCCAGGUUUGGAUCUUUGCAUUGAUUGAAAGAAUGUAAUAAAAUUAUUUUAAAAGAUGUAACCACACGAAUCUCUUCCUAAACAUAAGGUGCUUCCUUACUGCCUACUGCACACUAAAAGCUGAUAUGCACAACACAACUUUUAGACCCAUUUUGCAGUCUGGGCAAGUCAGUGACAUCAAAUUGAGUAGUGUACGAUGGACACAGACUCCAGUUUUUUAGCUUCAAACUCCAACACGUUUAAUAUUUUGAGCUGAUU